This is a messenger RNA of Trifolium pratense (red clover), 573 nucleotides long. RefSeq names its product H/ACA ribonucleoprotein complex subunit 3-like protein. Gene Ontology annotation, cellular component: box H/ACA snoRNP complex; box H/ACA telomerase RNP complex. The record is from RefSeq and is a predicted model, not a curated record. The transcript has 4 exons. Gene Ontology annotation, biological process: snRNA pseudouridine synthesis; rRNA pseudouridine synthesis; positive regulation of telomerase RNA localization to Cajal body. Lineage: Eukaryota; Viridiplantae; Streptophyta; Magnoliopsida; Fabales; Fabaceae. The coding region runs from base 157 to 351 and encodes 64 amino acids. Gene Ontology annotation, molecular function: box H/ACA snoRNA binding; telomerase RNA binding.
AAAUAAAACAAAAAGCCCAUAAACCAUAUGUAAAGAACCAAAUACGAGUAUCACAAAACCUUAAACCCUUUCUUCAUCAACACUAGCUUGUUCCUCGCCUCCAUCUUAGGUUUCUUUCUUCUGUUUUUCAACAAAGUUACAAGUUUUCAGUGAACCAUGUAUCUUCAAUUUUACAUCAACGAUAACGGUGACAAGGUUUACACUACUAAGAAAGAGUCACCAGUUGGGUUGGCUACUCAAUCUGCUCAUCCAGCUCGGUUUUCACCUGAUGACAAGUUUUCAAGGCAGAGAAUUCUUCUGAAGAAGCGAUUUGGACUGUUACCAACCCAACAUCCAGCUCCAAAAUACUGAGCAACAUUCUAGCUUUAACUAUUAUAAUGGUUCCUUCAGUACUUAGCAGUGUUUUGUGAUCUAUAGCUAGUGUGAAGUAAUUGAGUCAUUUGUGUUUUAAUGUUUUGAACCAAUUUCAGUCAAAAUCUGUCGCAAACGUUGGACCAAAGUGGCGAAUAUUGAACUUCACUGAUGUAUGAAUGAUUUUGUAUUGAAAUCUUGCAAUUAAUAUGUUUUUAUUAA